CAACACAAUUUUUACUCAAUCUAACCGUCUAACAUUUUUUCUUAUCAUUCUAUCUAGUUUCUCUCGUGAUCUGUCGUCUCUCUUAAUUUUGCACUAUUUUCUUUUUUCUUGUUCAUUUAAUCAAAAUUUCGAAAUAAAUAAAUUAAAAUUUUUAAAAUUAAUUAAAACAAGUUUUGAAAAUUGUUUCUUUGUUUAAUAUUUUCUUUGAUUUUAUUUUUUACUUUUAAAUAAAAAAUAAAAAUUAAAUAAAAUAGCAAAAACACUUUUAAACAUUACAUAAAAAUAAAUGUAAAUAUAAUUACACAAUUUAUUCACUUCUUUUAUUUUAAAUAGACUUUCUUAUCAUUUUUCCUUUAAAUAUUGAUUAUAAUCAACAAAAAUAUAUAUUUUUAUUUGUAUCUUAAUUUUAAAUAUUUUUUUCAGACAAAUUUAUUUUUUUUAACACAAAUUAUUUAUUAACAUUUUUAAAAAUGGUAGAAGAGAAUUUUUUGACAACGCUGAAAAUUUUGACUAUUGGUGAAAGUGGUGUAGGCAAAUCGAGUUUAAUUUCUCGUUUUGUGGACGACAAAUUUGACCCAGAAAUGGCUGCAACAAUUGGAGUAGAUUUUCGCAUUCGGACAAUUACAAUUGACGAUAAACUUGUUAAAUUAGCAAUUUGGGAUACUGCUGGACAGGAACGCUUUCGGACAUUGACUCCGAGCUAUUAUAGAGGAGGUCAAGGUAUUAUUUUGGUUUAUGAUGUGUCUAGCCGAGCGUCUUUUGAAAGUCUCGAGCAUUGGCUCUUAGAAGUUGACACUUAUUGCACACGGGCAGAUGCUAUUAAAAUGCUUGUUGGAAAUAAAAUUGACGAGGAUGUUCGUGUUGUAACCAGAGAUGAAGGUGCUCAAUUUGCUCGUCGGCACAGAAUGCUUUUUAUUGAGGCAAGUGCUAAGACUCGUGAGGGUGUUCAAUGUGCUUUUGAAGAGCUUGUUCAAAAGAUUCUUCAAUCACCCGGACUUUGGGAAUCUAAUUUGGCAAUGCGGAGGCGACUUCAAUUGAAAAAUGGGGAUUACGAGUCGAGCGGCUGGUGUGGGUGCUAG
Messenger RNA from Meloidogyne enterolobii, 1079 nucleotides. The record is from the annotation of a GenBank genome assembly. NCBI's taxonomy places the organism in Eukaryota, Metazoa, Nematoda, Chromadorea, Rhabditida, Meloidogynidae.